ACAGCAUAGAGUUGUAGGGCAAACUAAUCAAACUUCAAUCUUAAUCUCGCAACCAGCAUUAUGUCGAACUACCGUCCUCGAGGAGCGAUUGCCAAAGUAUUUUUUGACCGUAUUCACAACGAUGAUGUUAUACAGCAGAUCGAUAUGACCACGUGGUAUACCAUGGGGAAAUUGCCUCGCAAAUAUGGAAGCCUUUACCGUCACCUUAACGGACCGGACGAGCUUACACUCGAGUGGUUGGAACGGUCGAAAAAAACGUCCGGUCGGAUUUGGUUGCAGCUGUGCCACGAAGUAGCUAAACUCUUCCUCAACAUGUUCAUGACCCAGACCGAUAUCAAUGGUUUCCUGAAGCGUGGGUCCAUGUUCAUCCUGUCCGAGCUGCAGUUUGACGAGUUUCUUACGGCCGGUGGCUUUUUUCAGCAUCGCGAAAGGCAAUCAGCGCUUAACGUUUGCGACAUUGGUGCCGGUGAUGGAGAGGUCACGUUACGUUUGGUGCGCACCUUGCAACAGAAGCGCAGCUGGCAGGUUACGACGUACGCAACAGAAUCUAGCUGGACGAUGAGGAAUCGGUUGAAUGAGAAGAGUUUCAUUGUGCUGGAAACUCUGAACCAAAUUCACCAGGCGGAUCUCAUCGUAUGUUUUAACGUGCUCGAUCGAUGCUUCGAUCCGCAUCUUAUGCUAAGUGAUAUAUACGAAUCGUUAGAUCAGACGGGAUUUGCGCUGAUAGCGCUGGUGUUGCCAUACAGUCACUAUGUGGAGAAAAAUUCCAGCCAUCUGCCGUUAAGGACACUGCUAGAACCGUGGCCCCCGGAGAAGCGGCUCACAGUGGAGGAGGAAUUAGAAAUGUUCUUCGAUGUGCUGCAGGCGGUAGGAUUCAAAAUACGGAGCUGGACCAAAGCGCCCUACCUGUGCGAAGGUGACCUGCGCCAGUCAUUCUACUGGCUAACUGACUACGUUGUACUGUGUUCAAAAUAAAUGUGCAAUCAUUCCAGUUAAACAUAAAAAGAA
Anopheles maculipalpis is the source of this 1008-nucleotide messenger RNA. RefSeq names its product protein-L-histidine N-pros-methyltransferase. The record is from RefSeq and is a predicted model, not a curated record. The transcript has 6 exons. The coding region runs from base 61 to 975 and encodes 304 amino acids. NCBI's taxonomy places the organism in Eukaryota, Metazoa, Arthropoda, Insecta, Diptera, Culicidae. Gene Ontology annotation, molecular function: protein-L-histidine N-pros-methyltransferase activity.